CGCUUAUCCUGUGAGCGCAGCACUAUGAAAACGCUGGUCGCGGGAUUUAGCUUGUAGUUCUUUGCCUCUGUUACAAGCCUUAUUGAAGGUACUUUACCAGCUCAUACUAGGGCAUACACAUUUCUCUAUUGUGUUGUCCUGUCAGUCCGGUCUUUAAUUCAUUAUUAACCCAACGCCAUUGUUGAGAAAGAACACCAUCGGAAAGAUUUCUACAGUAUUUAGUUUAAAUUAAUCUCGACUUUGUGGCAGCACUAUCCAUGUUCUGGCAGAGUCUUAAAAAUGAAUUUGGAAGAGUUUACCUAAUGGGUCCAUAUCAUAAGCUUUUUCGAAGUCGAUAAAUUCAAGUCUAAUUCAUUCCGUAGAGGUCCUGCUAAUAGGAAGCAGUCAGGACAGAAACCUCAUCUUACUGAAGAAAUGAAACGUGACAUGAAAGAGGCAUUUGAAUUAUUUGAUACAGAAGGAAAAGGACAAAUUGAUAUCAAAGAAUUAAAGGUAGCUAUGCGAGCGCUGGGUUUCGAACCCAAGAAAGAAGAAAUUAAAAGAAUGGUGGCAGAAAUCGACAAAGAUAAUACUGGUAUUCUGACUUUUGAUGACUUUUGUAAGUUAAUGUCUGAGAAAAUGGCUGAAAAGGACUCAAGAGAAGAAAUAAUGAAAGCAUUCCGUUUGUUUGAUGACGAUGAAACUGGCAAAAUUUCAUUUAAGAAUUUGAAACGUGUAUCAAGAGAAUUGGGAGAGAAUUUGACCGAUGAGGAAUUACAGGAAAUGAUAGAUGAAGCAGAUAGAGAUGGUGAUGGUGAGAUCAGCCAAGAUGAAUUUUUAAGAAUUAUGAAGAAAACAAGUUUGUACUAAUAUUCAUCAAGAAUGGAAUAAAGAUUUUUUUGUUGGUGAAAAUUGUCACGUAAUUGUUUCAAUUACGCAAAAUUUUGAUUACAUACAAAUAAUCUGUAUUCCUAGAAGAAUAAAAAUCCCUAAUUACUAAACGUUUGUUGAUUAUUUUGUAUAUUCAUAAUUUAUUUUCUCUUUGAUUUAAUUUGUUUUGAUUUAUUUUUGUCAAAAAUAGUAAAAACUGUUCGAGGUGGACGUGUAAUCUGCACACAUUUCCUCUAUACCCUAAUUGUUGAAAUAUACUAUACAGUUGAAUCAUAAAACUGGUCAGUAAAAUAAAAUUUAUUUUCUGAAACAAGAACAAAAUAAGUUUUUUUAUAUGAUAAUUUACCUCUCAAUCCAGAUCUAAUUUAAGAAUUUUGUAUCGGCC
This is a messenger RNA of Gryllus bimaculatus (two-spotted cricket), 1255 nucleotides long. The record is from the annotation of a GenBank genome assembly. Lineage: Eukaryota; Metazoa; Arthropoda; Insecta; Orthoptera; Gryllidae.